This is a messenger RNA of Parascedosporium putredinis, 2523 nucleotides long. Lineage: Eukaryota; Fungi; Ascomycota; Sordariomycetes; Microascales; Microascaceae. The record is from the annotation of a GenBank genome assembly.
AUGGCAGGCCGACAAGCUCACGGAAGGGCGCCCACGGCCAAGCCGUUGGGGAAGCGGGCAGGAAAACUUCAACAGAACCAGCAGAAGAAGGCGAACUCGAAACCCAAGGUUAAGGGUGGCUCGCACGAGCGAGCUAUGAAUGCUUUUGAGAUCGCCUCCGAACAAGUUCGCGGAAGCGAGAAGAAGUCUGUGCGGGAUCGCCUCGUGGACCUUGAAGAUGAAGCAAGACCCAAACAUGGGAGGGAUUUCGAUGAGGAUUCUGAGGACGACGAAGAGGGUCCACAGAGGAAAAGGGCCAAGCCUAGCCGAGCCACCGGAGAGAACUCGGAUAUCGAGGAGGAGAUUGAAAGUGACGAAGCCUUUGGAGAGAGCGAUGAGGAGGCGUUCCAGGGUUAUGCCUUCCGAGGGAGCAACUCCAAUAAACCCAAGGAUGGUGAUGAAUCUGGCGACGACGAUGACGACGACGAAUCUUUGGGUGAGGAUGCCAUCGAUUUGGCCCAGGCGCUCGACAUGGCGGACGAGGAGUCCGAGGAGGAAGAGGGCGAGUCCGGCUCUGACGACUCUGAAGAAUCCGACGACUCAGAGGAGGAGACAGAUUCCGACGACGAUGGUGUGGAGGACAAGGAUGCCCUCAAGGGUUUGGUGGCCAACUUUGCCGGCGUUGACUCAGAUGAGGAUACAGGCAAAUCAACCAAGCCCAAGAUUGGACUCAAGGACUUAGGGCUCUUUGGAGACGAGACCAGGCGCGACCAAAAGCUCGACGUACCGCUGCCAAAACGUCAACAGGAUCGCAUCGACCGUAAAGCUGCAUACGAGAAGACCACGGAAACGCUCGAUAGGUGGACGGAAACCAUCAAGCAGAAUAGGCGGGCGGAGCACCUUGUUUUCCCGCUGCCACAAGAACUUCCCACAGCGGGGUUAAGCAACCAGGAGAUGCAGCCACUCAAGGCAGUCGACGCCAAGUCCGAGCUCGAGAAGGCUAUGUUUUCGCUUCUUGAUCAAAGCGGCUUGAGUCUAACGAAGGAUAAGAAGAACCGUCUGCUCACGGAGGAGGAACAUAUUCAGCUUUCCAAACAGGCGCAAGAAGAGCUGAUUGCGGAGCGGCGAUUAGAGCGAGAGUUGCAGUCUCGCGAGGCGAAGAAGAUGGCGCGGCUCAAGAAGAUCAAAAGCAAGGCCUAUCACAGGAUCCACAGGAAACAGAGAGUUAGGGAGGAAAUGGCGACGAGAGAAGCCAUGGUUGAGGCUGGCGAAAUCGACUCUGAGGGUGAGCGGGAGGAACAGGAUCGCAAGCGUGCCCUCGAGCGAGUGGGCGCAAGGCAUAAGAACAGCAAAUGGGCCAAGUCGGGGUCCAAGGUCAAGAGGGCGGUCUGGGAUGACGACUACAGGGCCGGGCUCGUAGACAUGGCGAGACGAGACGAGGAGCUCCGGAAGCGUGUCGAAGGCCGUGGUGCUGACGACGGUUCCGAUGCCGAGGAGAGCUACGAUUCCGGCAGCGAUUCUGGCGACGACCGAGCGAGGCUCCGGCGAGAACUCGAAAAGGCAGAGAACUCGGACGACGGCGCACCUGAAUCGAAGUUGAUGCAACUCAAGUUCAUGAAGAGAGAGGAGGACCGCUUAAAGCAAGCCAACGAUGAACUUGUUAGGCAGAUCAAGAAGGGUCUCGACUCGGAUGGUGGCGAGGAUGAGGAAGAGGAGGAAGAGACUGAAGUGGGCCGGAGAAAGUUUGGCAUGGGGAACGCUCCGGCCGCUCUUGGUGCCUCCUUGGCCUCGGGCAAGACCAAAAAGAAGCAAAAGGCGAGCGCGGAUAGGGACUUGGACGCCAUGGAUGAAGACGAAGAUGUCAAUGACGAUAACGCUGGCGUCACGAGAGAGAGGAGGUACGUUGUGCCAACCAACGAAAUCGCGGGCGCGUGGUCAACGGCAGAGCCUCGCCCCCGCAGCAGCCAAGGCGAAGAGAAAGCCCAAGCUAGCCAAGGGAAGCCGUCGGUCCAGUUCCUAGAGGACGGCGGCGACGGUAGCGACGCGGAUUCGGAAGAGGGCGACGACUUGGAGCUCCCGCUCGCGAUCCGCGAUCAGGACCUCAUUGCGCGAGCGUUUGCAGGCGAUGAUGUUGUGGCGCAGUUCGAGCAAGAGAAGGAGGAGCUAGCAGAGGAACAGGACGACAAGGUGGUGGAUAACACGCUCCCCGGCUGGGGCAGCUGGGCGGGCGACGGGCUCAACAAGCGGGAGCAGAAGCGCAACAAGGGCAGGUUCCUGACAAAGAUUGAAGGUGUCAAGAAGAAGGACAGGCAGGAUUCCAAGCUUGACAAGGUGAUUAUUAACGAAAAGAAGAUUAAAAAGAACGACAAGUAUCUAGCGACACAACUCCCACACCAGUUCGAGUCCAAGGAUCAGUAUGAGAGUACACUGAGGCUGCCGAUGGGAGCGGACUGGGUGACCAAGGAGACGUUCCAAGGGGCGACAAAGCCCAGAGUUAUUGUUAAGCAGGGCAUCAUUGCGCCCAUGUCACGGCCCAUGAUCUAA